CAAUCUUUUCUGUUUCAUGCUGCGAUUUGCGUUUUAUGUACCGGCGAGCUAAGUGUUAAUCCUUGAACAUUUCAUUUUCACCUCUUCGUGUAAUUGGUCUUGCUUCAAAUUCAAAUUUCCAUACCUUGAUAGCGAUGUCAAAUUCCAUUUUCCAAAUAUCAAGUGUUAAACUAUUGAAACGGGCGUUUGCUCAAACAUAUAUUCUCCCCAGAUUUUAUAGAAAAAACUUUCUUCGCCGAAUUCCAAUUGCAGUUCAUAAUGUUUCUACGGAAAAUGAUUUAAUUCCUCCCAUACGGGAAAAAGAUUUCUCUCCGCAAAAGAGUGUCAUUGCUUCUUCAGACGCACUCAGAUCUCUUUCAAUCCCUGAUGAAAAACGGGAGGAAAUCCUUAUUCCACCAUAUGAAAAAAUACAGAAAAAUGACGCACGUUUCACGAAAAUAUUAACAGUGAUGAAAAACAGGAAAAUGCGAGAGAGAUCAGGAAAAAUUCUGAUAGAAGGAAAGCGUUUGAUAAAUGAUGCUUUGCAAGCAGGUGUGAAGCUGCAAGCUCUUUAUUUUAGCAGAGAAAAGGAUCUGGCUGAGAUAAAGCUGAGAACACUAGAAAAUGUUGAGAUUUGUAAAGUGCUCUACAAAACCUUAAAAGUCUGGUCGGCACUCACUACUUGUCCUGGAGUUAUGGGUGUUUUUAAGCGACCAACUUUGGAGGAGCUAAAUGUGUUAUCAGAGCCUUCUAUUCCUGUGACUGUGGUUUGUGACAAUAUCAGGGACCCAGGAAAUUUGGGAUCUAUCAUACGAAAUAGUGCUGCUGCGGGCUGUGAACGGCUUUUAUUAAUGAAAGGUUGUGUUGACCCUUGGGAGAUUAAAGUUCUUCGAGCAGGCUGCGGUGGACAGUUUCGCAUCCCCAUCAUUUAUGACCUUGAGUGGACACACAUCAACAACUAUCUCUCCAAAGAAUCAACAAUAUUUGUUGCUGAUAAUGCUGCAGACAUUGAUGAACAAAGCUAUUCUUCAGAUUUUAUUAAUUUUGAUGAAAGCGCUGAAUCUGAAGAAGAAACAAAAUAUAUUACCAUUAAUGAACAGAAAUCACCAAUUCAGGUUGAUGAAACAUAUACUAUCCGCUCCGAGCUUGAGAAGUAUCAAGAGCUUCACGUACCUUGUCAUUUGUACUCUAGCAUGAAAUUUCCAAAAAAGGACAUAGUGCUUUAUGUGGGCGGAGAAACUCAUGGCAUUGAUUCAAGAGUAACAAAACUGAUAUGUGAUUACGGAGGGAAUAAAAUCAAAAUACCUCUAGAAAAUGGUAUGGAAAGCUUAAACUCUUCGUUUGCGAUGACUAUUGUGUUAUAUGAAAUUAAACGGCAAAUUAAAGAAAUUUAUGUAACUAAAGAAUAA
Uloborus diversus is the source of this 1388-nucleotide messenger RNA. RefSeq names its product rRNA methyltransferase 3, mitochondrial-like. Gene Ontology annotation, biological process: RNA processing. Gene Ontology annotation, molecular function: RNA methyltransferase activity; RNA binding. The transcript is spliced from 4 exons. Bases 135 to 1388 code for a protein of 417 amino acids. Lineage: Eukaryota; Metazoa; Arthropoda; Arachnida; Araneae; Uloboridae. The record is from RefSeq and is a predicted model, not a curated record.